This is a messenger RNA of Falco peregrinus (peregrine falcon), 1066 nucleotides long. RefSeq names its product superoxide dismutase 3 (gene SOD3). NCBI's taxonomy places the organism in Eukaryota, Metazoa, Chordata, Aves, Falconiformes, Falconidae. The record is from RefSeq and is a predicted model, not a curated record. Bases 161 to 874 code for a protein of 237 amino acids. The transcript is spliced from 2 exons. Gene Ontology annotation, biological process: removal of superoxide radicals. Gene Ontology annotation, molecular function: superoxide dismutase activity; copper ion binding.
CCUUGUUACCUAACUUUUACACAAACACUCAGUUCCCGUAGCAUCACCUUCAAACAGCUCUGGCUUUCUGUCCGAUCACAUCUUGGUUUAGAGGAGCCGAGGCAAAGCGCUUACUACUGAGGGGUUCUGCAGCAGCUCCGCAAGGCUCCGAAUUGCCAGGAUGCUUCUGCUCCUUUCUCUGGUCACCGGGCUUGCCCUGUCUGCCUCUGGUGUCAUGACAGACAAAGAAACUGACCCAAGCCAGGAGUCGUUUCAUGACAUACAGAAAAAAGUGAAUGACCUCUGGCAGAAUUUGCUUUACCCGGUAAUGCCUGGUAACGAGACGGAUGGGAUGAUUUAUGCCACUUGUGAAAUGAAGCCCAGCUCCAAAAUAGAUGCUGACAAGCCACAAGUGUCUGGACAAGUCUUAUUCAGACAGUAUUACUCAUAUGGAAGAUUAGAAGCCAUUUUUUACUUGGAUGGGUUCCCGCUGGAUAACAAUCAGUCUGGCAGAGCUAUACACAUCCAUGAGCUUGGGGAUCUCAGCAAGGGCUGUGACUCUACGGGAGGACACUACAACCCUUUCAGAGUGAAUCACCCCCGUCACCCAGGGGAUUUCGGCAACUUUUUUCCUAAAGAAGGCAAAAUCAGAAAAUACAAAACAAAUCUCUUCGCCACUAUGUUUGGUCCAUAUUCCAUCACGGGCAGAUCCGUUGUGAUCCACGAGCAGGAAGAUGACAUGGGCAAGGGCAACAAUAAGGCCAGUUUGGAAAAUGGAAAUGCUGGGAAACGUCUGGCUUGCUGCGUGAUUGGGAUAUGCAACAAGAACUUGUGGGAAGAGAAAUUGUCUGAGGUUACCGACAAGAAGAAGAGAGGGCUCAACAAACGAACAUAGAACCAGGCUUAAGUGAAGACCAGGAACCGGCUGCAGCCUGGGCAGCACGAAGUACCUUAGGCUGUGCCAGUGGCCACUAAGAUAUAUGGCUAAAGGAUUUCCAUUCCCAUUUGCUUGCUCCUGUAAGACCUGUGUAUCACUUAGUAGAGCCUCCUUUCUGUAAGCCCAUCAAUAAAAACAGCAUCAACUCAA